GGUAGCAUAGCGGUGAUGAAUUUUGUAAAUUAAUAGGAACGUUGGAGUUUUGUUUAUGUUCAGUGCGGAUGGGUCGUUGUCGCUAGUUGUUUUUGUGUGGGCUAGGUGCGGGUUAAAGUAUAUACCGCAAUAACAUGUUUAAUGUUGCAAAACUUCAACAAUUGCUUCACAGCAGACGCAGACGUGAAGAAAAUACUAAGCUUAUCGUUGGCAUGACAAUAUUUUGCGGCUUAGAUUCAUGUAUGGCUGUGCUCGGUAAAAUUCAAAAUUAAAUUGUGAUUUUUACAGGUCUGCUGGCAAUUCGUAGUUACAGCAGUUACGUGAACUGAUGUGAAUCCGAUAGUGAUUAAUCGUAUCAGUCUAAUUAAUGUGUGUGUUUGUAUUGCUAUAUGUGCGGUUUUUUCAAGUCUCUGUUGAUUAUCAACAGUACCUGGGAACAAGAAACCGACUCCAAGAACUUGAUGCCCGAGAAUUCUGAUUGUCGGCCCAUGAAGGAAGAACCUCUGAACUAUUUCUCGCCAGUCGACGAGGGGCCCGAAUGCUUCACAGCUGCAAAAGAACGCAACAAGUGUGCUGCUAAAUUUCCAGUCUCGGAAGUGACAGAAACUCAGAUGUUUGAGUUUGUGGCUGUCAAACAGGAAUGGGUUGAAGAUGAUGUGAAGGAUGACGACUGGAAUGAAGCUCAGGAGCCUCAGAAUGCAGCUGUAGAGGAAGAUGGGAUUCACGCCAAAACACGGCCAUCUGAGUGGCGCAUAUUGGAGGAACCUGAAUCGGCAGAUACAGCAGUGGGCAAUGCAAGGUUUAUCCCACAAGGCCAGGACGGUUGCACUACUGGAAAAUGUGCCACCAUAUGCACCAGAACUGACGAGAUACCGUUUAGUGACAGUAAUCGCAGUGGCAGCUGGAAAGAACGUGACAGAAAUGAAAGGAAUACACACCUACUCUCAGGACAGGUAGUGGACUCGGAGAGGCAUAAUACCCAUAAAGACAGCUAUUCUGCUACAAGUACUGUGUUAAGUGACGGAUUCUGCAAGGACGCCUCUGACGCAAAUUCGGACUGCUACCAGGUAAACGACAGUUGCGAGAGGCUCUCGCCCUCGACGAACGACAGUGUCGCCGGGCAGCCGUCACUUUCGCCUGACGAACGGGACGUCUUCACGUGCGACGUCUGCCGGGAAGUGUUUGUCGACAAGAGGAUCUUGAGGACCCACGUGCAACAGCACCUGCUGAAAUGCGACAUCUGCCACAAGACCUGCCGCGACGCCAACGGCCUCGAGGUGCACUACCGCACACACACGGGUGAGCGACCCUACUGCUGUGACACCUGCGGCCAGACGUUCUCGCGCAGUGAUCAGCUGAGGCUGCACUCGCUGCAGCACACGGGUGAGCGUCCCUACCGCUGCGAUACCUGCGGCAAGGCGUUCUCGCGCAGCAAUAAUCUGAGGCAGCACUCGCUGCAGCACACGGGUGAGCGGCCUCACGAGUGCGGCGUCUGCCACAAGAGGUUCACCAACGGCAGCAACCUGGCGCAGCACUCGCGCAUCCACACGGGUGAGCGGCCUUACCGCUGCGACUACUGCGGUAGGUCGUUCACACAAAGCAGGAACCUGAAGGUACACCUCCGUAUGCACACGGGUGAGAGGCCAUACCGCUGCGACACCUGCGGAAAGUCAUUUACGCGAAGUAGAAGUGUGAAAGUACACCACCGCCCGCACACGGGUGAGUGGCUGUACGCCUGCAACGCGUGUGGCAAGGCAUUCGUCAGUGGCGAUACCUCGCAAAAACCUGGGCGCGUCCCAAUGCGAGAGGAGUCCUGAAACUGCACCGUCUUCGAGAAGCGCUUUGCACGGAGGAUGAGUCUGAAUCGUCAUUUGUGCCUCCGUACUAUCAGAAAUACCACCAGAGAUUCCAGAAUGAGAUUUUCACUCUGCAGCGGUGUGUGCGCUGAUAUGAAACUUCCUGGCAGAUUAAAACUGUGUGCCAGGCCGAGACUCGAACUCGGGACCUUUGCCUUUUGCGGGCAAGUGCUCUACCAACUGAGCUACCCAAGCACAACUCAUGGCCCAUCCUCACAGAUUUACUUCUACCAGUACCUCGUCUCCUACCUUCCUACACCACGGGGCGUGAGUCAUGCUUGGGUAGCUCAGUGGUAGAGCACUUGCCCGCGAAAGGCAAAGGUCCCGAGUUUGAGUCUCGGUCUGGCACACAGUUUUAAUCUGCCAGGAAGUUUCACCACCAGACAUAUCAUACCGACAGAGUGAAGAUGAGUUUUAUAAACUUGCCGUGCAUCUUAAAAUUUCACACUGAAACGUCCCCAUUCUAAUUAUUACUGCUGUAAGAGGAAUUCCAUUAUAAAGUCAAAUCACACCAAAUUAAUUAUUUACAGCAGCUUCAGGUAGAAUGUGAAGCUUAUUUGCAGGUUUAAAUUUUUUUAGAACAUAAUGUGUCACAUUGUUAUCAAAAGUACGUAACUUUUGUGGUUCAAAUGGCUCUGAGCUGAGGUCGUCAGCCCCCUAGAACUUAGAACUACUUAAACCUAACUAACCUAAGGACAUCACACACGUCCAUCCCGAGGCAGGAUUCGAACCUGCGACCGUAGUGCUCGCACGGUUCCAAACUGUAGCGCCUAGAACUGCUCGGCCACUCCGGCCGGCUAAUUUCCUCCUUCAGUCCUCUUGUAAUAUUAGUGGUCUCAUCUGCUUACUACUGAAAACAAAAGUAAAGAGUACUGUCUAUUUUGAGUAUUACAGCAUCUAAUUUUGUGUUGUAUAACUGGAUAAUUGUUAAAUAAAACUCAAAUAGCACUUCAAA
Schistocerca nitens (vagrant locust) is the source of this 2811-nucleotide messenger RNA. RefSeq names its product zinc finger protein 664-like. Lineage: Eukaryota; Metazoa; Arthropoda; Insecta; Orthoptera; Acrididae. Bases 390 to 1817 code for a protein of 475 amino acids. Gene Ontology annotation, molecular function: DNA-binding transcription factor activity, RNA polymerase II-specific; RNA polymerase II cis-regulatory region sequence-specific DNA binding. Gene Ontology annotation, cellular component: nucleus. The transcript has 6 exons. The record is from RefSeq and is a predicted model, not a curated record. Gene Ontology annotation, biological process: central nervous system development; regulation of transcription by RNA polymerase II.